Messenger RNA from Vigna unguiculata (cowpea), 2040 nucleotides. RefSeq lists its product as uncharacterized. The record is from RefSeq and is a predicted model, not a curated record. Lineage: Eukaryota; Viridiplantae; Streptophyta; Magnoliopsida; Fabales; Fabaceae.
AUGGUAUCCACGAGAAGUAGACCAGCCGAAGUACCCACCAGACCCCCUGUAGUGGAAGUGGGAGACGCCGGUCCCUCAUCCGACAUAUCUCGCAUCCUAGAGGCUCAAGCUAGGAUGCAGCAAGAGUUCGCAGAGUACAAGAAAAGGAAUGCAGACGAAAUGGAAGCACUUAGGCAAGAGAAUGCCCGACUCAAGAGGAGGAUUGAAGCAGGGAAGGCCAUGGAAGAGCCUGAGAUCGCCCCCUGCAGGGCAGACCUCCCACCUGUCACAGAAGAGGAAAGCGAAUACAAACCCACGGGUCACACUACCGGGGGUAACUACAACCCUUUCGCUUCUAGAAGAAACCGUAGGCACCCGUUCGUCGACGGGAUCGUAGAAACACCACUCCCUCAAAAGUGGAAGGCUCCAACUGUGACCUACGACGGUACCACUGACCCGGAUGAAUUCAUAUCCAUUUACACCAACCAAGUCGCCCUUUACUCGACUGACGACGCCGUGAUGUGCAAGUCCUUCUCUGUUGCGCUCAGAGGAUCGGCAUUGGAGUGGUUCAUGAGUCUACAGCCCUACACCAUAGAUUCCUUCAGCACCCUUACCACCUCUUUCACCACCCAGUUCGACACCAGCCGUCGACACGACCUCACAUCCCUGUCACUCCUGAACCUAAGACAAGAAGAAGGAGAGUCCCUUCGCACCUUCAUUGACAGGUUCGGCGUAAUCGCCAUGAAGAUCAAGGACCUCACCCCGAACCUGAUAUUACACUAUAUGGUGAUGGCACUAAAACCAGGACCAUUUGCUGACGAACUGGCCAUGCGCCCGCCUCUAGGAAUGCAAGAACUUCGAAAAAGAGCGUCAAUGUUCAUCAGAGUCGAGGAGAUGCGACAUUACCAAGACAGGGUCCGGAACACCCCAACCCACCCGGAGGUUAAAAGGGGCGGUAGAGAGCCUGGAGGUCGGGACCAAAACCGCCCUCGAGACAGAAAACAAGCCAGAUUCUCCAACUACGCCCCCCUUAAUGCCCCCAAAUCCCGUAUCCUUGACGAAGUAUUGCAAGCUGAACUCAUCGCUCCACCUAAGAGAUUCCAAAACCCGCCAAACGCCGACCUAAGCAAAUACUGCCACUACCACCGCAACAACGGACACACCACUGAGGAGUGUGAGACGCUUCGGGAUAAGAUAGAAGAACUUGUACGGGCCGGACACUUACGGCACUAUGUCAGAAACAUAACUGAAGGAAAUCCCAGGACCCAACCCGAGAGAUGCCCACAAAGGAACAUUCCACGAAGGGAGGAUGCGAGAAACGAACCCAAAGAAUCCAGACAAGAACCUAGGAGAGGCACAAACUCUGAACGAAGGAGGGAGGAACCACCUCGAGGGGAAAGGAAAAAGCAUCUGAGGGCAGUCCGGUCUGUCCACGCCAUCUGCAAGGGACCCAGAAGAAGAAUGCCACCAAUCACUUUCAGCGACUCGGACUUCCAAGGAGUCGACCCCAACCAAGAUGACCCUGUGGUCAUAACCAUAGAACUUGAAAACUUCGCCGUGAAAAAGGUGCUAAUCGACCAAGGAAGCUCAGUAGAUAUCAUAUAUUGGAAAACUUUCCAACAGCUCCAGAUCCCCGCAGAAGAACUGAUCCCAUACGACGAACCCAUAUACGGAUUCUCUGGCGAAAGGGUGCCAACCCGAGGGUAUGUGGACCUUCACACCACCUUCGGAGAAGGGAGACAAACUAGAACGAUCCAAGUUCGAUACCUCAUAGUGGAUGCCCACACUUCAUACAACAUGCUACUAGGACGACCCUCCCUCAACUCAUUGGGAGCCGUGGUCUCUACGCCGCACCUCGCCCUAAAGUUCCCCUCAGCCUCUGGAGACAUCAUAACCGUCCACGGCGAUCAAAAAGCAGCCAGAGAAUGUUAUAUGGCCAGUUUGAAGCUCCCAUACCCCCCCCUCACCACCAACAACGUCGAGAAAACACAAACCGCGAUCGCCAUCCAAGCAGAAGAUCUCGACCCCCGGCUUAACAAUGAAGCAAAAUCGAGCCAGUAG